Messenger RNA from Phragmites australis (common reed), 672 nucleotides. RefSeq lists its product as uncharacterized. The record is from RefSeq and is a predicted model, not a curated record. NCBI's taxonomy places the organism in Eukaryota, Viridiplantae, Streptophyta, Magnoliopsida, Poales, Poaceae. Bases 232 to 441 code for a protein of 69 amino acids. The transcript has a single exon.
CGGGACCGAAUCGAUCGUCGCGCCAAACACCCCAACCAAUCAGCCGCCGACGGGACGGACGCCACCGGCGAGUCCCGCGCACCCGAUUCGACCCCGCCCCACCCUGCCCCCAUCCGACCAGCCGCGCACCCUUUAUAACCAGCCGCGCGAUUCCCCACGGCGAAUCCGUUCGCCUUUCGUCCGUUCAAUUCAAUCCCGUGCCGCGGCGAGGAGCGGAGUGCAGGAGGCGAGAUGUGCUGCUGCCCGAGCAAGGUGUGCUGCAUCUGCACGCUCAUCGUGCUGGUGCUCGUCGCCGUCGGCAUCGUCUUCGGCUUCGGCGUCUACACCCGCGGCUUCCACAAGGUCACCAGCAACAUCCACCUCCAGGGCCCCUACGCCGCCGCCAGCCCCGCCGGGUCCUUCCGCACCUACGGCCACCUCGCCGGGUCGCCGCCGUACUAGAAGACCCUUCCCGUCCCUCGCCGUACUAGGCCCUCCGAGAUCUAGGGCUCGGCGACUCGACCGCCGCCCUUCAUGGACUACCACCGCGGCCGCCUAUAGAAAAGGAAAGCAAUCGUCUUGGGAUUUCUUACUUGCUACAUUUUUUGUUUGAACCAAUCGAUUCGAUUGGUUAGUGGUAGUGUAAUUCGUGUUCUUGUCGAUUUGGUAAAGAGUAUCGCCAAUUGAGGCUCA